AUGGCUAAAGAGACUGCGUCCGUGCAGUCGCCGGAGCUUUAUGUUCCCAGCACACGGCCGGCCAAGCAGACCACGUUCCGCGAAUGGGUGCUCGUCAACCAGAUCGGAAUCUCGCUGACCAUUCUGGCCAUGUUACUGGCUCUUCACAACCUCUACCCCCUCCUCCGUCCCCAUACGCAACCUUUCUUCGAACUUUCCUAUUACGACGCUGCCACGAACUCAUAUGUCCAGGGCUGGAAUGAUGUCUACUUUGUUGUCAGCGCCGUCCUGGCCCUGAUCGCGAUUCGCGCAAUUGCAAUUGAAUGGAUUCUCCAGCCAUUGGCUCGCCGGGCUGGCCUCAAGCGAAAGGGCGCGGUCCGCCUUGCAGAGCAGGGCUCGCAAGCUCUUUACUAUGGAUUCAUCUGGGGUGUGGGAUUGUACUUGUGGAAGAACUCUCAGUACUGGUUCGAUUUGGACGCCAUCUGGGACCAGUGGCCUGCUCGCCCGCUUUCUGGCCUUAUGAAGUGGUAUCUUCUCGUGGAACUUUCAUUCCUCAUUCAGCAGAUCUUCGUCAUCCACGCGGAGGAGCGGAGGAAGGACCACUACCAGAUGCUGUCUCACCACUUUAUCACCUGCACUCUUCUGAGCUCCGCUUAUAUCUACGGAUUCUACAAUGUAUCCAACGUGGUCCUGUGUUUGAUGGACAUUGUCGACUUCUUACUUCCUUCAGCCAAGAUUCUCAAGUACUUGAAGUUCCAGAACGCCUGCAACGUUGCCUUUGGUAUUUUCAUGUCGACCUGGUUCGUCACACGGCAUAUCCUCUAUAACGUACUCACCUGGUCCAUCCACAAGAAUAUUCCCGCCAAAACGCCUUACGGCUGUUACACUGACGGCAAGAUGACCAGCACCAAUGGCUACCCCAAUGCGCUUGCAUAUAUGUUUGCGCCAUUCCAAAGCCUUGAGAACCCAAUCUGCAUGAACGCUACCAUCAAGUGGAUCUUCUUGGCCUUCCUGAUGUCGCUGCAGGUGCUCUCUAUCGUCUGGUUCACCAUGAUUGUCCGCGUCGCAUACGGGGUGAUCUGCACCGGCGCGGCCGAUGACUCCCGCAGCGACGAGGAGGACGAAGUCGAAAUCAACGACGAAGAAGCAACUAACGGUUCCGUACGGCUGGCCGCUAAGGAAAGCGUUAGUGCUACCCCCACUGUGAACGAUGCCGCCCCUAGCCUGGGCCGCCGCCGGUCCAAUGGAGCCGGUUCUAUGCGUGCCCGGGGCCGCGGUCGUGUUCCUUUCGACCAGAGUGACCGCAAGGCUCUUUUGGGCCGUAUUGGUUGUGACAAGCCUACCUAG
Messenger RNA from Penicillium maclennaniae, 1326 nucleotides. RefSeq lists its product as uncharacterized. The transcript has 4 exons. Lineage: Eukaryota; Fungi; Ascomycota; Eurotiomycetes; Eurotiales; Aspergillaceae. The coding region runs from base 1 to 1326 and encodes 441 amino acids. Gene Ontology annotation, cellular component: membrane. Gene Ontology annotation, molecular function: sphingosine N-acyltransferase activity. The record is from RefSeq and is a predicted model, not a curated record. Gene Ontology annotation, biological process: ceramide biosynthetic process.